Sporisorium graminicola is the source of this 1041-nucleotide messenger RNA. RefSeq lists its product as uncharacterized. The coding region runs from base 1 to 1041 and encodes 346 amino acids. NCBI's taxonomy places the organism in Eukaryota, Fungi, Basidiomycota, Ustilaginomycetes, Ustilaginales, Ustilaginaceae. Gene Ontology annotation, cellular component: nucleus. Gene Ontology annotation, molecular function: double-stranded DNA binding. Gene Ontology annotation, biological process: DNA damage response; DNA replication. The transcript has a single exon. The record is from RefSeq and is a predicted model, not a curated record.
AUGGGAAAAGCAGAGGCAGGAUCGCUGAAAGCGAUCUCGAACGCCAUCAAGGCAAAGGGAUUGACCAAGUUGCGAUUCUACUGCCAACUCUGCCAGAAAGCGUGUCGAGACGAGAAUGGAUACCGCAGCCACCUCGAAUCGGAAGCGCACUUCCGUCAAAUGGACGCUCUUGCUGCCUCGGGUGGCGCUCAAAGGGUGAUUGACGACUUCAGUUCUACGUUUCAAAAGGAAUUUGUACAGCUAUUGAGCCGGCGAUUCGGCGCUCGACGCGUUCGAGCCAACCAGGUCUAUCAAGAGUACAUCGCAGAUCGCCAUCACACGCACAUGAAUGCAACGCAGUGGACGAGCCUAUCUGACUUUGUCAAGCACCUCGGCAGGGAAGGCAUCGUGCAGGCAGAGGAUACUGAUGAGGGAUGGUACCUCACAUGGAUCGACAACUCUCCCGCGGCGUUGGCGAGGCAGGAUGCUUUGCAAAAGAUGGAGCGCGCCAAGAUGGACGAUGAGCAGAGACAACGCCGCUUACUGCAGGAGCAGAUCGACAAGGCAGCAAAGAGCCCCUCCGUGAAAAACAAAGAGACAGCGCCACUCGAGAAGACCAGCGAAGGCCUCCAGAGAGACGGGUCUGAACCUAUCCGCAUAGGACUGUCCCUCGGCUCCCUUGCUCGCAAACCGGAUCAAGGCGCUGAUAGUGCCAAAGCUUCCGCAAAGAGUGAAGGCGCGACGGAAGCUAGGCCGUCUUCGUCAAGCGCCCCCGCCUCGAUGCAGAAGACUCCUGCCUCGAUGCCCUUCAAGAUGGGGUUCAACGUGCUCAAAUCCACAUCCAAGCCGGCGAAUCCGCUCAAGAAAGCGGAUUCAGCGCGCCAGGAUGGAACAGCUGUCUCCAGCAGCUCUUCAGGCCGAGUGAAGCCACCAUGCAGUAUGACCAUGGCAGAAAAGAUCAUGCACGAGGAACUGGAGCGCAAAAAGAGAAAGGCGGAACCUUCAUUCGCACGUUCCGGCGGUCCUCAGAUGCAGCAAGGGAUCAAGCGGAGUCGUUUCUGA